AUGCCGAGGGCCUUUCUGGUUAAAAAGGCGAACGUUUCGCCGGGAAAGCGGAACUGGAGUGAACUCCCCGAUCAUGAACGAGGGGACGUCUACAUCCCAGUCUCCAUCUUUCCUCCGUCCGUCCUGACGAUGGAGGUGGAGGCCAGCCCUGCUGAGACAACUCAGAUGACCACGCCCCUCUGCCUCACCAAACACUCUACCAUUGACGCACAAACUCACCCGGAGCUGCCCUCCAGCACGGUGCUCGGCAGACCCCAGAGCCUGGCGGGUUUACCAGAGGGGAGGUCAGAGAUCAAGAGGAGGCCGCAAGGCGGCUCCACAUACUUCCGAGCCAAAAUAAAGGUAACUACAGGCGAGUUACCCCCAGAUCCAGCUCCCCUUGCUCUGGCUCUUCCUCUCAUUCCCACUCCGCAACCAUUAGCUGCACUUCCUCCUGCACCGACCCCACCCCCACCAGAGCCGGUCCCAAUGGUGACCAGAUCCACGGGUCAAAGUCAAAGUGGGUCAACGGGAGCGUUCGUGUGCCAGGUCUGCCAGAAGACUUUCCAGUACCAGCGGAUGUUGAACCGACACAUCAAGUGUCACAACGAGACAAAGAGACACCUGUGCAGCUUCUGCGGCAAAGGCUUCAACGACACCUUCGACCUCAAAAGACACGUGCGCACACAUACAGGCGUCCGUCCAUACAAGUGCAACUUCUGCGACAAGGCCUUCACCCAGCGCUGCUCUCUGGAGUCCCACAUGAAGAAGAUCCACAGCAUCACCCUGAAGUACGCCUACAAGGAGCGACGCAACAAGCUGUACGUGUGCGAGGAGUGCGGCCACACGGCGGCAACUCAGGAUACGCUGCUCAUCCAUCUCCACUCGCUUCACCCUGACAGCCCCCUGCUGAAGAGCAAGGCCGCGAGAAGAGUGGGAGGAAGAGACGGUGGGUCAGUCGGAGGAUCCAUUCCCGGUUCUCCGCAGGGAGCUGAAAGCGAUGAUACCACCGGAUCGGCCGAGCAGUAA
Molecule: messenger RNA, 1008 nt
Organism: Pelmatolapia mariae (spotted tilapia)
Lineage: Eukaryota; Metazoa; Chordata; Actinopteri; Cichliformes; Cichlidae
Gene: ovol1a
Product: ovo-like zinc finger 1a
Exons: 5
Coding region: 1-1008 (335 amino acids)
Biological process (GO): epidermal cell differentiation; regulation of transcription by RNA polymerase II
Cellular component (GO): nucleus
Molecular function (GO): DNA-binding transcription factor activity, RNA polymerase II-specific; RNA polymerase II cis-regulatory region sequence-specific DNA binding
Source: RefSeq, a predicted model, not a curated record